Molecule: messenger RNA, 3030 nt
Organism: Seminavis robusta
Lineage: Eukaryota; Bacillariophyta; Bacillariophyceae; Naviculales; Naviculaceae
Source: the annotation of a GenBank genome assembly
AUGAGCUCUGUACAAGAACAGAUAAUAGACUUGAAGCGCCAAGCCAUUGCUUUGAAAGAAGCAGGUGAUGUGAAUGGCGCCAUGGCCCUCUUGGCCCAAGCGCGAGAUUUAGAAUUCGAUAAUGCCAAUGUGGAAGAUAUCUGGGAACCUCUCAAGCUGAAGCAAUUCGCCGUGGUCAUGAAGAAACGAGGUGACUUGGAUGCUGCCAGACAAGCUCUGAUCAAGGCAAAACAGAUUGAAAAGGGAGAAUUGCAGCAACAGGAACAAGUGCCACCGCAAGAACCGGUAGAAGAGCCAAAACACGAUACAACCACCACACCUCAGGAACCAGCCAACGAGCCAGCACGGAAAACCCAACCACCCAAGGAACCAGAACAAAAGAAUAUUGUCCAACAAGAUAUUCCCGUUCCAGAAAACACACCAGAACCAACACCACAAAUUGAACCACCAGUAGUGGAUGCACCUGCCAAUGACACUACUAACCAGCCAGCUGAAGACGACAGUGAAUUGAAAGAAUUGCUUCAGCUAGAUCAACCUGACAAUAAUACACAGGCGGAUGUAUCCUAUACAAUUGAAGAAAUGAUGGAUCGGGAUAUGCUUUUGGAAUUCAAACAGGAGGGAAUGCCAGUGCCUUCCGAUGAAAGCUACCAAACUACAAUCUUGAUGUGUAAAAAGGCUGCCUUGGCUGCCAAGAAGGAAGGAGACACAACCAAAGCCUUGAAAGAACUGCAAAAGGCCAAAAAGUUGGAGGCUGUCCGUCUGGCUCUGUCUCAAGUCCAAACAGGAUCACCAUCCGCGGAUGACAAUGACGACUGGAUGGCCGGCCUCAACUCCGAAGAAAGUGAUCUCUUGGGAGAAUUGUUUGACAAACCUGCAACUGCAACUCUGGAUGCCACUGAAACCAGCCAGAACAACAACAACAAUAAUCAAGGUUCUUUGGAAGCGGCUCUCGAGGAGUUGGCCGGUUUUCUAGAAGAUCCCGCGCUCUUUAUGGAUGCCAUUGAAAUGGGAAUGGAAGUUCCAUCCGUGGAAGCCAUUGAAGAAAAGGCAGAAGAACAAAAGAUGGCGGCAGUGGCGCACAAAAAGGCGGGAGAUAUUGAGGGGGCCAAGUUGGCCCUGGUGCAAUCCAAAACAUUGACAGCCCAUGCGGUCAAGCUCAAGGCAAUGCUGGAACAAGUGGAAAGGAAAAAGGGAGGGGGAACAAGUCCGAAGAAUGUCAAUAUAGAUGACUUGGAAGCCAUGUUGGACGCACAGGAAAACCCAACCAAGAAAGAACCUUCCAAAGCGACACCGGCCACAACGAAACCGGCUGAGAAAACUUCUGACGAACUCAAACAAGAAGCCAUUGCGCUGAGAGAUCAAAAGAAGAUCAAAGAAGCCGCAGAAGUGUUGAAGUUGUACAAAAUAGCUUUGAAGCGAGAACAGGAUGCGCAAGAGAUGAAGCGGCGAAAGGAGAUUGUGGGUGCAAUCCAAAAAGAGAUUGAAUAUGCACAAAAGCAAAUCCGCAUCUUUGAAUAUUACGAGCGAUUUGUGGACAAUGAAGCACAGCAAGUGGCAAAAUGGAACGAAUACGCCACACGAUGUGCCAAUGUGUCCAAACUCAUCAUGGCAAAAGGUUCCGACGCCGUCAAGGUAACCAAGAAGAAGGGCGAAUUCUUCCACGCACGGCGUACUGGAGACGAGCAGGAGCAGAAUGACUUUAAUGGGCUGGUGGCAGACGUGGUGGAUAGAGGUGGAGAUCCGUCCGAUGGCCGGCUGGAGAUCACUAUUAUCGGCAUGGAAAACGUCAACGAGAACACCCAUUUGCAAAAGCUACUGAAGAAGCAAAAGAGAGAACAUCUGCCACAGCACCCAUCAACUGUACGGAUUGAAGUGGACUUACAGAUUCCACCAAACGAACACGACACCGAGAGUCACAUAGCGCUGCGGUAUGAACCCCCUGCAGAUGCCCUGAAAAAGUUGGAAUUGACAACCGAGGAACAAAAACAAAACCUGCCGAACUCCUACCCUUUUGACUCGUCCCAAUACGUGGACCUUGAACGCGGAAACACUGCUUAUGGAAAGAUCAUUCGAAGAAGGAUCGAACGCAACAAGAAAGCCACUCUGACUGUCUUCCAUGUCCCUGUGGCAGAGAAAAAAGGUUGGUUGUGGUCCAAGAAGAAUAAGGAAGAGCUACCACCGCCCACGUUAUUGGGCAAAGUCGUGGUUGAACUGCAAGGAUUGAUGCACAGAAAGUGUGUUGCUGCUGGUGAUUUCCCCCUCAUGAAUGGAAGUGGCACCAAAGAGCUGGGAGGCAGCAUUCGCCUGGCAGUCAGAACUGGAAUUCCAUUUGGAACACCAGGCGAGGACGGCCCUGGAGAUGAUGUUGAGUUGCCUAAGACAGUUAUGGAACGACAUCAGCAACGACGCGUCAAAGCAAGAAGGCGGCCCAUGUAUUGGCUGGAAACUUCAUCACCGUCCUUUCUAGAAUAUAGUUAUGCCACAAGAGAAUACAACAGAGAAGACGCAGGCCAGAUCUCGCACAUUUUUCAGACAACGAGACAGGCAGAGAAAGGGUUCUCAACCUUCCUCUUCUUCAGCAUCUUCCCCGUCUUGCGCCUGGUCGGGACGAUGGGUUGCUGGCUCAUCUUCAUGUUGCGCCAAGAAUUCUUUCUGAAGGGAAUCCACAUCAACGCCAAGGAGCUUCAAGUGGUGCUUGACUGGGUCCAAUUGUAUCUGGAAGAAAACAGGAGUUACAGUCAGGUCGUCUGGAAACGGAAGCAUGGGGACGCCUCAUACAGUGAUAUUCCGUGUUGCUCGGUCUUGCGGCGGGAUGAGCGUUGCAAGAAACCGCGAGUGAAAGUUUUCCCCACGACUAUAUUCCAGGCAGCUGUCGUCGAAUCUGAAAACUGCUUCCAAGUCAAAGCAAUCAAAUGGAGACCCUCUCCAACGGAGGAGACAGCCACCAAACUGCGGAAUGAUUUGACCACUGGCAGCAGCCACAGGAAACGGGAUGCCCGCCAACGACGCCCCCAUCGCGGAAAGGCUUGA